CCAAAACCUGUCUUCGCUCCAUUACUUUUGCAGCCCAAACCCCAUCUCUUUUUGUUCCCAUCCCAUCUCAUCCCAUCCCAUUCCAUCCGUACUUUGUGUCCUACUCUUUUUCUCUCUCUUACCCACUGCCCCAUCCUAUAGACCACAUAGACAACGCCACCAUCAUGGACGAAGUGCCUGAUGUCGAUCAUCUCUCGCAGGAUGCAGCCGUGCCUGAUGUCCUCGACGCACCCAUCCCUUCCGGCAAGCCAAAGGAGGUACAGCCGAGACUGCACCUUAUUGACGAGCAGCAAAAGUUCAGUGAAGCUCUGUCAACCUUCGUUAGCGACAAAUGGGGUCUCGGGGAUGCUGGCUUCAACUACAACCUCGCAGCCGUCUUUGGAAGUCAGAGUACCGGCAAGAGUACGCUGCUGAACAGAUUGUUCGGUACCAGCUUUGAUGUCAUGUCCGAAACGGCAAGAAUGCAGACCACAAAGGGUAUCUGGAUAAGUAAAGAUAAGGACAAGAAGGUUCUGAUCAUGGACGUCGAGGGUACCGAUGGUCGCGAGCGCGGUGAAGAUCAGGAUUUCGAGCGCAAGAGUGCACUGUUCUCGGUAGCAACAUCGGAGGUCUUGAUUGUGAACUUGUGGGAGCAUCAAGUCGGUCUUUAUAAUGGUGCCAACAUGGGUCUUCUCAAGACAGUUUUUGAGGUCAACCUGCAGCUAUUUGGAGGCAACCGAGGAAAGGAAAAGACGCUAUUGCUCUUCGUGAUCCGCGACCAUGUGGGCGCCACGCCUCUCGCCAACCUCUCCAACACCCUGAAAGCUGAUCUCGAGCGAAUCUGGCACGGACUUUCCAAGCCUGAGGGCCUCGAGGAUUGCAAGAUUACCGACUAUUUUGAUUUCAUGUUCACGACACUUGCUCACAAGUUGCUCCAGCCAGAAAAGUUUGAUGCCGAUGUCGAGCAGCUUCGCCUUCGAUUCACCAAUCCUUCUGACCCCAACUAUGUUUUCCAGCCUCAAUAUUCAAAGCGUGUGCCAAUCGACGGUCUUCAUAUUUAUGCAGGAGGCAUUUGGGACAAGAUUAUGACCAACAAAGAUCUGGAUCUCCCAACGCAACAGGAGUUGCUGGCCCAAUAUCGUUGCGAUGAGAUUGCCAACGCGGCCUUUGCUGUUUUCCAGGAGAAGAUCAAGGAGUUCAGACAGCCCAUCGAGACUGGAAACAUCGUCGACGACCUCGGACCCAAAAUGAAAGACAUUCGCGGCACAGCCAUCAAAUCAUUCGACAAGGACGCAUCUCGUUAUCAUGCAGAGGUCUACAAACGCAAGCGUGCAGAGAUGUUGAACAAGGCCAACCACAUGCUUGAGGCGUACUUUUUGGGACAGCUGAAGAAUUUACACAAGAAGGCCGUUAACAUGUUUUCCAACAACCUCCAGCAGGCUUUUCGUGGUGACGGAGCAGAGUUCUCGGUUGUGGUUGCUACAGCUAAGAAGGAGGCUCUCAAUUUCUUUUUGGAAGGCGCCAAGGCUAUCAAAUUGGACGAGACCGAAUGGUCAUAUGACGAGGAGCAGUACCAGCUAGAGCAUGGAUUACAGGAGUUCGCGGCAUCGCAGCGCGAGAAGGAGAUGAACAAGAUGCUGAUGAACUUGGAGAAGCACCUUCGCCAGGAAUUGGAUGAGCCCAUUGGAUUGGCACUCAACCACCCGGGCCCUGGAAUGUGGGGCAAGGUGAUUACGAUUUACCAGGGCACAAUUGAGAGCGCAGAGCAACUGCUUCAAAAGAAGGCGCGCACAUUUGACCUGAACGAGCAGGAACAGGCUGAGCUUACGGUGAGCCUGCGUCGUCAGGCCUGGGUGCUGUUGACAAAGAAGGUCCAAGAGGAGUCGAUGGAUGGAAUGAUGCUGCUUAAGUUGCGCAACAGAUUCGAGGAGAAGUUCCGGUACGAUGACCACGGUCUUCCUCGUGUCUGGAAGCCCGAUGAUGAUAUUGAUACUCCCUUCCGCAAGGCUCGCGAUGAGACUGUGGAACUGGUUCCCUUGUUUGCCAAGAUCAAUAAUGUAGAUCCUAUCAAGGGUGAAAAGUUUGAACUCGAGGCGACAGAAGACUUUGAUUUUGACCAGUCUCUCAAGGUGCUCUCAGAGGCGCGUCAGCAGGAGAUCACCACCAAGUUCAAGCGCGAGUCGGACGCGUUCUACUUGGAGGCCAAGCGCUCGGUAGUGGCGACGCAGGCCAAGGUGCCAUACUGGGUUGGCGUUGCAAUGGUGAUUUUGGGCUGGAACGAGUUCAUUGCGAUCAUCAAAAACCCACUGUAUCUGAUGGUUGUGGCGAUGGUCGGUAUCCCUAUGGCUGCGAUGUGGUACCUGGACAUGCUGGGACUCGUAGAGACGAUCGCAUGGAAGGUUUACGACCAGGGAUAUAGGAUGGCUAUGGACAAGUUGAGAGAAAACAUGGACAAGCCCCGCGAGAGCUCCGGCAAAUCGGAGUAUCAGAGACAGCCACAGCAGCACUCCUCACAGCUCCACAACCGGUUCCAGAACUCGAGCCGCACCGACAGCGGCAAGGACGAAGGCGACAUUGAGCUGAGCUCACUGGAUAAGAAGACUCAAUAGAAGAAAACGACCCGCCGAGGGCCCUACACAAAUGAAUAAGGAAAUGCCAUGAAUACAUAACAUUUCCAAAAAAAAAAUGUGUUCAAUGUUCAACUGAGCG
This is a messenger RNA of Gamsiella multidivaricata, 2688 nucleotides long. Its product is annotated as RHD3/Sey1. Gene Ontology annotation, biological process: endoplasmic reticulum membrane fusion. The transcript has 9 exons. Lineage: Eukaryota; Fungi; Mortierellomycota; Mortierellomycetes; Mortierellales; Mortierellaceae. Gene Ontology annotation, cellular component: endoplasmic reticulum. The record is from RefSeq and is a predicted model, not a curated record. Gene Ontology annotation, molecular function: GTP binding; GTPase activity. The coding region runs from base 165 to 2588 and encodes 807 amino acids.